Molecule: messenger RNA, 783 nt
Organism: Paramecium primaurelia
Lineage: Eukaryota; Ciliophora; Oligohymenophorea; Peniculida; Parameciidae
Source: the annotation of a GenBank genome assembly
AUGAAGAAAUUGAGUUAACAAAAGUUUCAAAAGCUAAAUUUCCCUAAUAACUACAUUAAAAUAUUUAAAGAAUUAUAAGAUUUAUUAGAAAUCUUAAAAAAGUUUUAAAUUUUAAUUUAUGAAUAUAAUUAAAAGAGUGAAAAUUUAAUUACUUCAUUAGUAUAUACAGAAAAAUUACUUCUUAACAUGCCUCAUUCUCUGUAAAAUUUUGAAUUAUACCAAAAAUAAAAGAGCUCUAAGAUCGUUCCUGCUAGAAAGGUAAUAACUUAAAUAGGAAAUAAAAAUUAAAGAAUAAAUGUUUCAAAAAAUUAGAAGAGCUUCAAAAAUUAAUCUCAGUAAAAGCCUUUCUUUCUUGAUAUAUAUAGAAAUAAGGUUAAAAGGUGGAAGAUAAACGAUGAAAUUUCACUUGAUGUAACUGAUAUUUUAUUAAAUGAUGUUCCUAAAUAAUUUUUUACAAUCGAUUUAGAUUGGGAAGCAAGUUAACCUUGGGUAGAGAAUAUGAGAAUAUCUUCUUUGAAAAAAGAAAUAGAAGGUUUUAAGUUAACCUAUCUUCACUUUUAGAAUUUAGAUAAUUUAGAUGAUUUAGAUAUUUUGGAUCUGGUUUUUGGUUCUGGAUAUGUUUCUUUAUUGUUAUUUACACUAGCACUAAAAAGGAAACAGAUGUUAUAAAUUCAAUUUCAUUUAGUUGAUCAUCAUCAUCAUGCUAUCAAAUUUUUGACUGAAAUUAAAUACAGAAUUUUUGCAUUUAAAUAAAAUGUGUAACAUUUAAUACUAUUUACAUGA